AUGUCGGAUGGCGAAAAGCUCUCCAAGGUCGACUCGGCCGACACUGACGUCGAAAAGGGCGAGAACGAGCCUGUCAAGGACAUCAAGGAAGUCAGGAACAACGCACCUCCUUCGCGGAAGUUUGACUUCGACACCGGCGAGGAGCGUGUCCGCUUCCGCCGUCAUUGGUGGCAAAUUUGGGUUCCGAAGGGUCGCCCGCCGCCACCUCCUGCAUCCUUGGACGAUGCGACUAUUAUUCCACUGGUGACCGCGUCCAUUUUCGCUAUCCUGACAUACAGAUGGAUCAAUCCAAUAAUGACGCUGGGGUACCAGCGCACCCUACAGGCAACGGACCUUUGGAAAAUGGACUACAGCCGUGAAUCCGGCAACCUCGGACAGCAGCUGGAUGAGGCGUGGGCGCGCCGCGUCCAGGCGGCCAAGGAAUGGAACGCGCGGUUGGACAACGGCGAGAUACGCCCCAGCGUCUUCAAACGCAUCAAGUGGUCUCUCCAGGCUUUGCGAGGCAAGGGAACCUAUGCCGAGCGCCGCGCCGCGCUUGAGACACACUGGCGCGAGGUUGACGGACGGAGGGAGGCCAGUCUCGCAUGGUCGCUCAAUGACGUCUUCGGGAGGGACUUCUGGUUUGGUGGCGCGUUCAAGGUCAUCGGCGACACUGCGCAGCUCAUGGGUCCUCUCCUCGUCAAGGCUAUCAUCAAUUUCGGUAAGGAACAUGCCGCCGCCGUCGCUGCAGGCCACAAGCCCCCGUCGCUGGGACGCGGCGCUGGUAUGGCUAUCGGGCUUUUCUGCACGACUGUCACGGCGAGCGUGUGCCAGCAUCAAUUCUUCUGGCGGUCGAUGAACACAGGGCUGCUCGCGCGCGCGGCGCUCAUCUCCUCUAUCUACAAGCGGGGUAUUUCGCUCACCGGGAAAGCUCGCACGACACUGCCCAAUGCCGCCCUCGUGACUCAUAUCUCCACGGAUGUCAGCCGAGUAGAUGCCUGUGCGCAGUGGUUCGUCACAAUAUGUUUGAUCAUUCUCUUGGUCCAGCUCGGUCCCUCUGCACUUGCCGGAUUUGCGCUCUUUAUAUUGAUCAUUCCGCUCCAAGAGCGUGUGAUGAGUUUCCAGUUCCGGACGAGCAAGGGGUCACUCCGAUGGACGGAUAAGCGGGCGAAGAUCAUCCUCGAAGUCCUCGGUGCGAUGCGCGUCGUGAAGUACUUCUGCUACGAGCAGCCGUUCUUGAAGCGUAUCUUCGAAGUACGCGUCAAUGAGCUCAAGGGCAUUCGGAAGAUCCAGAUUGCCCGUUCUGCGAACAUCGCCGCCGCGUUCUCCGUCCCCGUCCUCGCCGCCACGAUCUCGUUCGUGACGUACACUUCGACGUCACACGGCUUCAACGUCGCGAUCAUCUUCUCCUCGCUCUCGCUCUUCCAGCUGCUCCGCCAGCCGCUAAUGUUCCUGCCGCGCUCGCUCUCCGCGACGACGGACGCGCAGAACGCGCUCAUCCGACUCUCGCGGCUCUUCCACGCGGAUACGAAGAGCCCAGAUGACGCGUUCCUCAUCGACGAGGAGCAGAAGUUCGCGGUCGACGUCCGGGAUGCGACGUUCGAGUGGGAGGAGAGCAAGGACGUCGUGAACAUGCUGUCGAACCCCAACGAGGACAAGAAGGACAAGCAGGACAAGGGUAAGGGGACGGCCCGCGGCGCGGAGACCCCGAAGUCCAGCGCCCCGUUCCAGGUCAAGGACGUCACGAUGGCAAUUCCGAGAGGUACGCUCGUGGCGAUCGUCGGCUCUGUCGGUAGUGGGAAGUCGAGUUUGUUGCAAGGCCUGAUCGGCGAGAUGCGCAAGGUCAAGGGACACAUCUCUUUCGGCGGUCGCGUCGCGUACUGCUCUCAGACAGCAUGGAUCCAGAACGCCACUUUGCGCGAGAAUGUUCUGUUCGGCCAAGAAUUCGAGGAGGAGCGGUACUGGAAGGUCAUCGAGCAGGCAUCGCUCCUGCCUGACUUACAAGUAUUGGCUGAUGGAGACUUGACGGAAAUCGGUGAGAAGGGAAUCAACCUGAGUGGUGGCCAGAAGCAACGUGUGAACAUCGCUCGUGCACUGUACUUCAACGCGGACAUCGUCAUUUUCGACGAUCCACUCUCCGCAGUCGAUGCACAUGUGGGCAAAGCACUCUUCGCUGACGCUAUUGUGGGCGCGCUCCGUAACAACGGCAAGACGGUCAUCCUCAACGGAAGGAUCGAGGAGCAAGGAGCCUUUGCGGACCUUAUGGCUAACGGCAAGGAGUUGGCCCGUCUCGUGGCUGAGUACGGUGGCGAGUCCAAGGAAGAAGAGGACGAGGACGAGGCGGAGGUGGAGCUCACAGACGCCAAGCAGGAGGCACCUGGGCAACUUAAUGCCGCGAAGAACAAGGCCGAGGCAGUGCAGCGCAGUGGCGCCGGGACGGGCAAGCUCGAGGGCCGUCUGAUCGUCAAGGAGAAGCGUACGACUGGCUCCGUGAGCUGGAAAGUCUACGCCGACUACUUGAGGGCUGGAAACGCGUAUUAUACCGGCCCUAUCCUCGUCCUGGCCUUGCUCGCGAUGCAGGGGAGCAGCGUCAUGAACAACUAUACACUUGUCUGGUGGCAAGCAAACACGUGGGACAGACCGAACUCGUUCUACCAGAUCCUGUACGCAUGUUUGGGUAUCGGCCAGUCACUGUUCACCUUCGCAUCGGGUGCAAUCAUGGACGAAAUAGGCUUCUUCGUGUCUCAAAACCUGCAUCACUAUUCGAUACGAAACAUCUUCUAUGCGCCAAUGUCGUUCUUCGACACGACGCCCAUGGGUCGUAUUCUUAGCGUGUUCGGGAAGGACAUUGAGAACAUCGACAAUCAGCUUCCUGUCGUUUUAACUAUCGCAAACGUGGUCGGAAGCAUCGUCCUGAUCACGGCGGUCGAGCACUACUUCAUCAUUGCGGCCGUUGUCAUUGCCCUUGGGUAUAGCUACUUCGCCCAGUUCUACAAAGCAAGCGCCCGGGAGAUGAAGCGACUAGACAACAUGCUAAGAUCCCUUCUGUAUGCCCAUUUUGCUGAGUCGCUGUCUGGACUAGCCACCAUUCGUAGCUACAGAGAAGUAAACCGCUUCGUCCGAGACAACGAGUACUUCAUCGACUUAGAAGAUAGGGCAGCGUAUCUGACGGUCACCAACCAAAGAUGGCUUGCUAUUCGUCUUGACUUCCUUGGAGGCAUCACGACGUUCAUCGUCGCAAUCCUUGCGGUUUCGAACGCCUCUGGAAUUGACCCCGCUCAGAUCGGUCUCGUCUUGACCUACACCACUUCACUGACUCAGCUCUGCGGUAUGGUGACUCGACAGUCCGCCGAAGUGGAGAACUACAUGAGCUCCGUCGAACGCAUCUUGCAAUACAGUCGGGAUGACGUGAUCCCACAAGAGGCUCCGCAUGAGAUUCCGGAUCACAAGCCUCCUCCCGAGUGGCCGGCAAAGGGCGCGAUUGAGUUCAAUCAAGUCGUCAUGCGAUACAGAGCAGGGCUACCGUUCGUGCUCAAAGGCCUGACAUUGCAAAUCAAUGGAGGCGAGAAGAUAGGCGUUGUCGGCAGGACGGGCGCUGGAAAGUCGACCUUGAUGCUAGCAUUGUUCCGUAUCGUAGAACUGACGUCUGGAUCCAUCAAAGUGGAUGGGGUCGAUAUUUCCAAGAUUGGUCUGAAGGACCUUCGUAGCAAAGUUUCUAUCAUCCCUCAAGAUCCAUUGCUCUUCAGUGGAACGGUUCGAUCCAACCUUGACCCUUUCAACCUCUAUACGGACGCCGAGUUAUGGGACGCUCUACACCGUUCUUUUCUGGUCGAAGGUCCCAAAGCAGAUGCAGACGGCACGCACACACCGACGUCCCGCUUCAACCUCGAGACAGUGAUCGAUACCGAAGGCUCAAACCUCAGCGUCGGGGAACGCAGUCUACUCAGUCUGGCCCGUGCCUUGGUCAAGGAUAAUCUUGAGACAGACGCAAAAAUCCAGCACACUAUUCAGACUCAAUUCCGCCACAAGACGCUCCUGUGCAUCGCUCACCGCUUGCGCACGAUCAUCUCUUACGAUCGCAUCCUCGUCCUCGAUUCCGGAAAUAUUGCGGAGUUCGACACGCCGCAAAAGCUCUUCAACAUGCCCCAUGGUAUCUUCCGUGGCAUGUGCGAACGUAGCGGCAUCACACUCGAGGAGAUCGAACGCACGCGGUCGAAAAUGAUGUAG
Molecule: messenger RNA, 4206 nt
Organism: Dichomitus squalens LYAD-421 SS1
Lineage: Eukaryota; Fungi; Basidiomycota; Agaricomycetes; Polyporales; Polyporaceae
Product: P-loop containing nucleoside triphosphate hydrolase protein
Exons: 36
Coding region: 1-4206 (1401 amino acids)
Biological process (GO): transmembrane transport
Cellular component (GO): membrane
Molecular function (GO): ATP hydrolysis activity; ATP binding; ABC-type transporter activity
Source: RefSeq, a predicted model, not a curated record